CAGCAGAUCCUUAUUCCCCACUCUCCCGUCCCUUUCCUCUUACGAAUCUCAUCGGCACAAAGUGUCUGCACGCUAAACCAAACAAAGAAAAAGAAUUUUUUUCGCAGAGGGAAUAAAUUUUAUUAUUUAUUAUUUAUUAUUAAUUUUUUGGGGGAAAAUUGCUAGAGAAAGGGAAAGAUGAAGAUCACGUCGUUAUUGGUGUUGAAGUGCAACCCGGAAGGAUCCGAUCCGAUAAUACUAGCGAACGCAUUUGAUGUGAGCCAUUUUGGUUACUUCCAAAGGUCAAGCGUCAAGGAGUUUAUCGUCUUCGUUUCUCGAACCGUCGCCAAACGUACCCCUCCCGGUCAGCGCCAGUCCGUCCAGCACGAAGAGUACAAGGUACAUGCUUAUAACAGAAAUGGACUUUGUGCCUUGGGAUUUAUGGAUGAUCACUAUCCUGUUCGAAGUGCUUUUUCACUUCUCAACCAGGUGCUAGAUGAAUAUCAGAAAAAUUUUGGGGAAUCAUGGAGAACUGUGCAAGCCGAUAGCGCUCAACCUUGGCCCUAUUUGAAUGAAGCUUUGACCAAAUUUCAGGACCCUGCAGAGGCUGAUAAAUUAUUGAAAAUUCAGAGGGAGUUGGAUGAAACUAAAAUCAUCCUUCAUAAAACUAUUGAUAGUGUUCUUGCACGAGGUGAGAGGUUGGACAGUUUAGUUGAGAAGAGUUCAGACCUGAGUGCGGCAUCACAGAUGUUCUACAAGCAGGCUAAGAAAACCAAUCAAUGUUGUACCAUACUGUAAACUUCUAGAGAAAGCAGCGAUGCUGUGAUGGCAUUCACUUGUUUUAGGGUCUGAAGCUGGUGGUGACUGUAAUUUGUUUAUAAUAGUUUAUCAAAAUUGUUUGUUUGUUUGAGUGGCAUUCUCUUUCUGGGCAUGUCUUUGGGAUGCAAAGAGGAGCGAAACCAAAAUAUUUACAAGAUUUUCAUAUUAUAAUACUAUAUAUAUUAUCACUUGUACGCGUAUUCUAACAAAUAGUAGAUCUUAAUUCUUGUUUCUAUGGAUGCAUGCGAUUCUUAUGUUAUGCUACUAUAUAGGGUUUGUCUUGGCUUGUAAACAUCUAAAUAUAUAUAUAUA
Molecule: messenger RNA, 1110 nt
Organism: Durio zibethinus
Lineage: Eukaryota; Viridiplantae; Streptophyta; Magnoliopsida; Malvales; Malvaceae
Product: VAMP-like protein YKT61
Biological process (GO): endoplasmic reticulum to Golgi vesicle-mediated transport
Cellular component (GO): membrane; Golgi apparatus
Molecular function (GO): SNAP receptor activity
Source: RefSeq, a predicted model, not a curated record